Racocetra persica is the source of this 138-nucleotide messenger RNA. The record is from the annotation of a GenBank genome assembly. Lineage: Eukaryota; Fungi; Glomeromycota; Glomeromycetes; Diversisporales; Gigasporaceae.
AUGAAUCCUGCGACUUCUACGAAUACUUUAAAAGAUGGACUUCCGAUCGGGAGUGAAGUGAUAUCCCGAUCCGCUCUCGAACAUGAUAUUCGAUUGCUCAUAGUUGGCUACCAGAAAAAUUCGCCUAUCGUUGAGUAA